Molecule: messenger RNA, 1890 nt
Organism: Rotaria sordida
Lineage: Eukaryota; Metazoa; Rotifera; Eurotatoria; Philodinida; Philodinidae
Source: the annotation of a GenBank genome assembly
AUGAUUCUUGGUUUUUGGGAAUCGACAAUCGCUAGUAGUGUAUUUUUUCCAUUGGUCCUUCGUAUUUAUCAAAGCAUAAUUGAUUCAUUUGUUGCUAUUGAUAGAAAUCAAACAGGCUUUGAAACAACAGGAAAUGUUGGAUUAGGCUGUCGUAAUAAAACAUCAUACCUGGAUGCUAAUCUCUCACCUUAUGAUAAUAUAAUGUCGGCCAUUAAAUGGUAUGCAGUAUACGGUAGCUGUUGUUUUGCUCUUUUAUGGAUUGCUUUUAACUGUUGGAUUAUAUCAGCGGAACGUCAAGUUCGUAAGAUAAGAUAUGCAUUAAUUAAAAAUAUUAUGCGACAAGAUAUUGGUUGGUUUGAUCGUCGAUUGUCAAGCGAUCUUUCUGCUGGUCUACUCGUCGAUGAUUUGGAUAAUAUACGCGAAGGAAUUGGUUACCAAGUCGCUGAUUGCACAGCUCUUCUUGCUCGUGUCAUUGCGUGUUUGGGAUAUUCAAUAUGGACUGGCUGGAAACUUACCUUAGUUUUCUUAAGCGUUUCUCCUCUGAUUAUUAUCACAUUUAAUAUUACAUUUGCUGUUAUGAAAAAGUUUACAAUACUCGAGGGCACUGCUUAUACGAAAGCAAAUGCAAUUGUCGAUGAAGUUCUCUCAGCUAUUCGUACAGUAACCGCUUUUGGAGGUCAAAAGCAUGAACGUACUAGAUACCAACAAAGUUUAACAGAUGCAAAGAAUGCCGGUUUAAAAAAAGGUCUUCUUCUUGGUAUUAGUCAAGCAUUUGUCAGCAUCGCUUUGUAUGGUGCAAUUGCUCUCAUAUUUUGGUAUGGACCUUAUUUGGCACGCGUAGAAUGUUCGAAUUACGAUGCUGGUGUUGUCAUGAUUAUUUUCACCACAUGUCUCUUUGCAACAAAUAACAUAUCAUUGUUCAUUCCAUAUUUACUUGCUUUUAUUGAAGCUGCCGUUUCAGGAGCAAAAGUAUUUGCCGUUAUUGAUCAGAAAUCGUCAAUUGAUUAUACCAAUCGUAUGGGACAUCAACCAGAAGUAGUUCGAGGUGAUAUUGAACUUCGUAAUGUUACAUUUAAUUAUCCAUCAAGAAAAGAAAAACAACCGAUCCUGAAUAAUUUGAGCAUUCGUUUUCCUGCGGGCAAGACAACGGCAAUUGUUGGUGAAACUGGUUGUGGCAAAAGUACAAUUAUUCAUCUAGUACAACGUUUUUAUGAUCCGGAAGAAGGACAGGUUCUACUCGAUAAUAAUGAUAUUCGUCAUUUAAAUCUAUCUUGGCUUCGAUCAAAUAUGUCUGUGGUUUCUCAAGAACCCGUUCUUUUUAAUGAUACGAUUGCUGAAAAUAUUCGCUUUGGUCAUGAGACAGCGAGUGACGAAGAGAUUAAAGCGGCUGCAAAAAUAGCUAAUAUUCACAACUUCAUCAUCAAGGAGUUACCGAAUGGUUAUAAUACAUUAGUUCAAGGAUCACAUUUGGCAGGAGGACAAAAACAAAGAAUUGCUAUUGCACGAGCAGUAUUAUCGAAUCCAAAGAUCUUGCUUUUAGAUGAAGCAACAUCUGCAUUAGAUGCAAAGAAUGAAAGUGAAGUACAAAUUGGUCUUGAACGAGCUUCUCAAGGUCGAACAACAAUUGUUGUUGCUCAUCGAUUGACAACAAUUCGAAAAGCACAUCAUAUUAUCGGUCUCAAUGCAGGUCAAAUCGACGAACAAGGUACUCAUGAAGAGUUAAUGAGACUCAAUGGACGUUAUGCACAAGCAGUUAAACUUCAAAGAAUAAUGGAUCCACAUGAUGAGAAUGAUGAAGACGAAGAUAACGAUUGUGAAAAUGGAAACAAUCAUGCUUCCGGUAUGUUACAUAACUUGACUUUAGAAAAGAAUUAUUUUACUAAUUAUUGA